AAGUUCAUGUUCUAAUUAAGAUAACUGAGUAAAUCCAUCACAAACAUCUGUACCGAUGAUGAGUCUUUGAAUUGAAAGGAGACAUGAAAACAAUACGUCAAAUAUUUUCAACCAUAAUGGGAAGAUAGUCGGUCACACUCAACAACUGGCCUUUGUUUUUGGGUUGUUUCACUGAAGUGUCCCAAACCAAUGGUGGGGAAUACUUCCUCCUUAUCUCUUUCUCAAUAUAAACGAUGCACCUUCGCUUCCUUUUAAAAAAUACACUUUAAAAACAUCACACAAUCAUCAAUUACUAACAAAAGCUUGUUAUGAAAACACAACAAACAAUGAGGGAGGAGGCAGUGAAGAAUUUGGAAAAGAAAAAGAAGUCUUGUUCACCGAGAGGAGUUGGGAAGUUUCUGAACAAGAAGAAAGGAAAGUUCUACAUCAUUGGGAAAUGUAUUACUAUGCUUCUUUGUGCACACGAGUGAUCCUCUCAUCAUCACACACAUUUGUACGCAUGUAUAUAUAGAGUUAAAGUUUACAUCCAUGCGGGUGUGUUGUAUAUUUAUAUUCUUGUUCUUGCCAACUGUAUACGUGUGCACAAAAAAAGAUAAAACAAUAUAUAGAACAUGCGACAUUAUGCUAA
This is a messenger RNA of Brassica napus (rape), 628 nucleotides long. RefSeq names its product small polypeptide DEVIL 7-like. The transcript has a single exon. Bases 309 to 470 code for a protein of 53 amino acids. Lineage: Eukaryota; Viridiplantae; Streptophyta; Magnoliopsida; Brassicales; Brassicaceae. Gene Ontology annotation, biological process: negative regulation of cell population proliferation. The record is from RefSeq and is a predicted model, not a curated record.